Messenger RNA from Entrophospora sp. SA101, 2152 nucleotides. The record is from the annotation of a GenBank genome assembly. NCBI's taxonomy places the organism in Eukaryota, Fungi, Glomeromycota, Glomeromycetes, Entrophosporales, Entrophosporaceae.
AUGUGCCAACUUGCUGAAGUAUUAAUGAUCAAGAAAGAUUAUAUUACCCUUCGACAAGAGAUUAAAUUAAGAAAUAGGUUAUUAGAAAUAUUUAUUGAAUGGACAGUGGGUUGUUCUAUGAAAACUGAUGGGAAAAGUAACAAUGAUAUUGCAUUGAGUAAGAAUGAGCGAAUGCAUUAUGAUUUAGAUCGGGCUUGUUUAAAAGCAAUUGUUUCUAUUUUGGCACAAUUACCCUUGCAACCAUCAGAGACAAUACAUGAAGCAGAUCUUAGCAUUGUUAAAUCACAUUUAUUUUAUAAAUAUUUCACGUUUUUCAUAAAAUUGUUAAAUCGAUGUCGUAUUUUAGAAGCCAUUGAUAGCGGAACACAAUCCACAAAAAACAACCAUGAUUUACAAUUGCUUUUGUCAAGGUCUAAAGAAUUUGUCAAAGAUCUAGGUCCAUUGAAAGAUUACGCUAUUUUAGCUUUAAGUAAUUUACUUAGUGCUAAUGUGGAUUCAGGAUUAAAGCAUUCUCUUUCAAUGGGUUACCAUGAAGAUACCAAGACAAAAACUGCUUUUAUGCAAGUACUUACAAACAUAUUAAAUCAGGGCACUGAAUUUGAGGGACUUGCAGAAAAUGCAAUGAAUGAUAGAUUUGAUAAACUUGUGGAGGCCAUUGAUAGCGGAACACAAUCUGCAAAAAAUAAUCCUGAUUUACAAUUGCUUUUGUCAAGGUCUAAAGAAUAUGUCAAAGAUCUAGGUCCAUUGAAAGAUUACACUAUUUUGGCAUUAAGUAAUUUGCUUAGUGCUAAUGUGGAUUCAGGGCUAAAGCAUUCUCUUUCGAUGGGUUACCAUGAAGAUACUAAGACAAAAACUGCUUUUAUGCAAGUACUUACAAACAUAUUAAACCAGGGCACCGAAUUUGAAGGACUUGCUGAAAAUGCAAUGGAUGAUAGAUUUGAUAAGCUUGUGGAGCUAAUAACUGAUUCUGAUUUGAGUAUUGCGCUUUCACUUUGUGAAGUCUGUCCUGUGUCUGAUAUUGAUGAAGUCUCCCAAGUACUUUUUGCUGUUUUUGAUUCACGUCAUAAAACCAUGUCUUUGCUAAAAGCUAUUAUUGAAAAAGAGGUAACAAAUACAGAAUCUGAGUCAAAUUUGUUCCGUCGCAAUUGUAUGGCCACUCGUGUGUUGGCAGCCUUCUGCAAAACUUAUGGAGCUGAAUACUUACAUAACACGUUACAGCCACUUUUGGCAAAUUUGUUAAACCAACAAAAAGAUUUCAGUUGUGAACUUAAUCCUGCAAAUUUAGGACCUGACGAAGACAUUUCAAAAAAUUUACAGAAUUUGAUAAAUACUACUAAAUCAUUUUUAGAUGGUAUAUGUGCAUCAGGACGUAAUAUGCCAAUAUUAUUUCGAGAGGUUUGUCACUGUAUUGGAAAAUCUGUAGAAGAAAAAUAUCCACAGGCAAAAUAUACAACUAUUGCAAUUUUAGAUAAUGCAGAAAACGAGUCUGAAAAAUUGUUCCUUUAUGGAUUUUUGGCCGAAACUGCUAAAGCACUACCUGAUGUUUUUUCAUUGGUAUAUGACAAUUUGCGUCCCAAAUUGGCACAUAUGAUAAAUAAUUGUGAGACGAUAUCGAUUCUUGAUUCAGUCCAAUCCAUUCUUUACACAAUUGUAUCAUCGGAAACUGAACUCCAGUUAAAGGGUAGUAAAAAAAAAAUGCCAUCGUAUCUUGAAGAGCUUGGAUUUUCUAAUUUGAUGGAAUGUGGGUAUCCUGCAGCACUGUUACCGGUAUCGGCCAAGAAAAAGGAGAUGAAAGAAUUGUUAUGGCUUUGUGGAAUUGGUGAUAACGAGAUUGAUAAUUCCGAAUUAACAACCACCUAUUUUAAAAUCUAUGAUAAAUUGGACAUUCCAAAUAACGAGGCUGCUUUCCUAUUAAUUUCAUUGAUGAUAGCAAUUUUAAAUAUCGAAAAAAAAGCACACAAAACAUAUGACAGUUUGCUUCCAAAGAUGACACAUAUAAUAAACAAUUGUGAGACGAUACCGAUUCUUGAUUCAGUUCAAUCCAUUCUUUACACAAUUGUAUCAUCGGAAACUAAAUUUUCGUCAAAGGGUAAUAAAAAACAAAUGUCAUCGUAUCUUGAUAAUCUUGGAUUUUCAAAUUUGAUGGAAUGCG